AUGAUCUCGCAGAAGCUAUCGUACGGCGACGUACCGACGUCCGCGUCGCUGUCCUCACUAUCACCGGGCCUCGCGCCACCAUACGUGAACGGCAUGGGCUGCAUGCCCGCUCAGCCUUAUCCGAAUAUAUACUCCAACAACAUGGUCGCCGGCGGCUCGUGCAUGGGCUCUCCAGGCGUGGGCUACUCUCCGCCCAGCACCAUGGCCUCCUGUAUGGGCGGCGGCGGCGCCGUGCCAUACGGCGCGCUCCCACGAGAACAGGAGGCCGCCUCUCCGACAUCCGCUCUUCAACGUGCGCGCAACGACAAAACUUACCGCCGCUCCUACACGCACGCAAAGCCGCCGUAUUCGUAUAUUUCCCUGAUAACGAUGGCCAUUCCAGAACAAUCCGUCGCGCAUGCUCACACUCUCGGAGAUCUACCAAUUCAUCAUGGACCUAUUCCCGUUCUACAGACAGAAUCAGCAGCGUUGGCAGAACUCAAUAAGGCACUCGUUAUCAUUCAACGAUUGCUUCGUGAAAGUGCCGCGCACACCCGACAAGCCAGGCAAAGGCAGAAACGAUUCAAAGACGAGAAGAAAGAGUCGAUACGGCAAGCGCAGAAGGCGGCUCAUACACACGGGCAUCACAGUUCAGGUCAUGAAAAGAGAGGUGAGCAUGGACAUGAGAAAACAGCGGGUGCGGGCGCUAGUGAGGACAAAGAGAUGCGAGAUGAUUUAUUAGCUCAACUGCACGCGGCACCUGAACUGUGCUUGCCUGAACACACGCCGCUAGCGCUUGAGCAUUACGCGCAAUUGAAACAGGAGCCAACAGGCUACGCGCCCGCUCCCCAUCCCUUCAGCAUUACACGGCUACUCCCUGGUGCAGAUACAAAGACAGACCUCAAGAUGUAUGACGUGAACUACGGCUACGGGCACGCGCCAGCGGACAACUACUACCAGUCGCCACUGUACCACCAUCACGCCCACGCGCACUCGCAGCCGCCCUUGUGA
Molecule: messenger RNA, 990 nt
Organism: Parnassius apollo (apollo)
Lineage: Eukaryota; Metazoa; Arthropoda; Insecta; Lepidoptera; Papilionidae
Source: the annotation of a GenBank genome assembly